This is a messenger RNA of Ochotona curzoniae (black-lipped pika), 4324 nucleotides long. It is a transcript of the gene TBCK, whose product is annotated as TBC1 domain containing kinase. The transcript is spliced from 26 exons. Lineage: Eukaryota; Metazoa; Chordata; Mammalia; Lagomorpha; Ochotonidae. Bases 210 to 2954 code for a protein of 914 amino acids. The record is from RefSeq and is a predicted model, not a curated record. Gene Ontology annotation, molecular function: ATP binding; GTPase activator activity; protein kinase activity. Gene Ontology annotation, biological process: activation of GTPase activity; protein phosphorylation.
GGAGGAUGGGCGAGGUGGGCCAGGAGCUGUCAAAGGGCGAGCGUCGGCUUCCGGGCCGCACAGCUGCGCUCUCUCAGUUCGCAACAGAGGCGAGGCCCCGUGCUCCGAGCAUUUUGGUAGAAGCCCUCUGAAAUGCAGGGUCUGGCGCCCUAAGCAGUAGCGGUCACGCCAGCCGCAGCGACAGCAGUGGGGCUCCGACCCCCUUGUUUAUGUGCCCGCCUGCGACCCCGGGCUCGGAGGCAGGUCAACUAGGAAGAUCUAGGAUUCCAAAGAUGUUUCCCUUAAAGGAUGCUGAAAUUGGCGCCUUUACCUUCUUUGCUUCAGCUCUGCCCCAUGAUGUAUGUGGAAGCAAUGGACUUCCUCUCACACCAAAUUCCAUCAAAAUUUUAGGGCGCUUUCAGAUUCUUAAGACUAUCACCCAUCCCCGGCUGUGUCAAUAUGUGGAUAUAUCCCGAGGAAAACAUGAAAGACUGGUUGUGGUGGCCGAACACUGUGAACGGAGUCUGGAAGAUUUGCUUCGAGAAAGGAAACCCGUGAGCUGUUCAAAGGUUUUGUGCAUUGCAUUUGAAGUUCUUCAGGGCUUGCAGUACAUGAACAAACAUGGUAUUGUCCACCGAGCACUGUCUCCGCAUAAUAUCCUGUUGGACCAAAAGGGACAUAUUAAAUUGGCUAAAUUUGGACUUUAUCAUAUGACAGCUCAUGGGGACGAUGUUGAUUUUCCAAUCGGGUAUCCAUCAUACUUGGCACCAGAGGUGAUUGCACAAGGAAUUUCUAAAACAACUGAUCAUGUGCCAAGUGAAAAACCAUUGCCUUCUGGCCCCAAAUCAGAUGUGUGGUCUCUUGGAAUCAUUUUAUUUGAGCUUUGCGUGGGAAGAAAAGUAUUUCAGAGCUUUGAUAUUUCUGAAAGGCUAAAGUUUGUACUAUCUCUGGAUUGUGUAGAUGACACUGUAACAGUUCUGGCUGAAGAGCAUGGUUGUCUGGACAUUAUAAAGGAGCUUCCUGAAAAUGUGAUAGAUCUCUUAAAAAAGUGCCUUACCUUCCAUCCUUCCAAGAGGCCCACUCCGGCUGAAUUAAUGAAGGACGAAGUGUUCAGUGAAGUGUUGCCAUUAUACACCCCUUUUGUCAAACCUGCCGGGCUCUUUUCAUCUUCUCUGAGAUGUGCUGACUUAACUCUACCUGAGGACAUCAGUCAAUUGUGUAAAGAUAUAAACAGUGAUUAUCUGGCAGAAAGAUCUAUUGAAGAAGUUUAUUACCUUUGGUGUUUGGCUGGAGGUGAUUUGGAAAAAGAGCUUGUCAACAAGGAGAUCAUUCGAUCCAAGCCACCUAUCUGCACACUUCCCAACUUUCUCUUUGAAGAUGGUGAAAGCUUUGGACAAGGCCGAGAUAGAAGCUCACUUUUAGAUGAUACCACCGUGACAUUGUCAUUAUGCCAGCUAAGAAAUAGAUUGAAAGAUGUUGGUGGAGAGGCGUUCUAUCCGUUACUUGAAGAUGACCAGUCUAAUUUACCUCAUUCAAACAGCAAUAAUGAGUUGUCUGCAGCUGCCACUCUGCCUUUAAUUAUCCGAGAGAGGGACACGGAGUACCAGCUGAACAGAAUCAUUCUCUUUGACAGGCUGCUGAAGGCUUAUCCAUAUAAAAAAAAUCAAAUUUGGAAAGAAGCAAGAGUUGACAUUCCUCCUCUGUUGAGAGGGUUAACUUGGGCUGCUCUUCUAGGAGUUGAGGGAGCUAUACACGACAAAUAUGACGCAAUUGAUAAAGACACUCCAAUUCCUACAGAUAGACAGAUUGAAGUGGAUAUUCCUCGCUGUCAUCAGUAUGAUGAACUGUUAUCAUCACCAGAAGGUCAUGCAAAAUUUAGGCGUGUAUUAAAAGCCUGGGUAGUGUCACAUCCUGAUCUUGUAUACUGGCAAGGUCUUGAUUCACUUUGUGCUCCAUUCCUGUAUCUAAAUUUCAAUAAUGAAGCUUUGGCUUAUGCAUGUAUGUCUGCUUUUAUUCCCAAAUACCUGUACAACUUCUUCUUGAAAGACAACUCUCAUGUAAUCCAAGAAUAUCUGACUGUGUUCUCUCAGAUGAUUGCAUUCCACGACCCAGAGCUGAGUAAUCAUCUCAAUGAGAUUGGCUUUAUUCCUGAUCUCUAUGCCAUCCCUUGGUUUCUGACCAUGUUUACACAUGUGUUUCCACUGCACAAAAUUUUUCACCUGUGGGAUACCUUGCUACUUGGGAAUUCCUCUUUCCCAUUCUGUAUCGGAGUGGCCAUUCUUCAGCAGCUGCGGGACCGGCUUCUGGCCAAUGGCUUUAACGAAUGCAUUCUUCUCUUCUCGGACUUACCAGAAAUUGACAUUGAACGCUGUGUGCGAGAAUCAAUCAACUUAUUUUGCUGGACUCCUAAAAGUGCUACUUUUAGACAGCAUGCUCAGCCUCCAAAGCCCACUUGUGACAGCAGUGCAGUCAGAAGCUCAGCACCUUACUUCUCGGUUGACUGUCCAGAUCCUCCAAAGACGGAUUUGUCAAGAGAAUCCAUCCCGUUAAGUGAUCUAAAAUCAGAAGUGUCACCCAGGAUUUCAGCAGAGGACCUGAUCGACUUGUGCGAGCUCACGGUGACCGGUCACUUCAAAACACCUGCCAAGAAAACCAAGUCUGGAAAGCCAAAACUCCUGGUGGUUGACAUCCGGAACAGUGAAGAUUUCAUUCGGGGUCAUAUUUCAGGGAGCAUCAACAUUCCCUUCAGCUCUGCCUUCACAGCGGAAGGGGAGCUUACCCAGGGCCCGCACACAGCCGUGCUCCAGAACUUCAAAGGGAAGGUCAUCGUCAUCGUGGGCAGUGUGGCAAAGCACACGGCUGAGUUUGCAGCUCAUCUUGUGAAGAUGAAAUACCCACGGAUCUGUAUUCUGGAUGGUGGCAUUAAUAAGAUCAAGCCAACAGGCCUGCUCACCGUGCCAUCGCCUCAGAUAUGAAGAGCCUGGUGUACAACAUGCAAUGGCGUCCCAAGCAUGCCAGAGGACAGAGUGGCAGCAGCACGCAGCAGCACAGCCCUCCCUAGCCAUGCCAGCCAUGACAGACCAGACAUCCAGAUUGUUGUAUUUCCACAAAGCAUUGUCACAAAUCAUUUUUAUAUCUCAUGACUCAAAUAGUCAACUAUCCUGGCAAGAAACUUGACUGCACAUGUAGUGCCGAAAGAAUUUUCUUAACAGUGAAAUCAGAGCAUGCAUUUUUACCACACAGCCCCAUGAAGCCGGAGGAAUUCAGCUGACAUGACAGAUUUGCGUUAUCAAGAAAUCCCACUUGCACUGAAAAGGCUGCCCGGCAUCGCAGUGAGCAGCAGUCCCAGCCUCGCAUCGCUCAGAAAUACAGACUUGAUGUGGGUCGAAGGCCUCUUUCCAUGGAGAAAAUUAAGAAGUUAUUCACAGUGCAUUCCUAAUAAAUAAAUCUAACUGUUGUUACAGCGUGUCUGUGUGUGCAGAGGGAAUAGUUUGACCUACUGCAUGAAAAAGUGGUAGUUUAGUCCCAAAAAAGUGAAAUUCAGAAACCAUUCAUGUUAAGUGGGUUGUCUAUUGAGCUCCUAUAGCCAAGAAACCAACAAUAGGGGCUUAACCAAGUGCCCUGGCUUCAGUCAGGCUAACAGCCCAGGGCUAACAGGGUGGUUUCUGUCGUUACAUUCUCUAAUCACUUUACCAGCCAUACCACAGGGCUCCCAUCUCAAAUAUGAAAGUGGCUACUCAGCUCUCGUCAUCACAUCUACAUGUAAGAAGGGCUUCGGAGAGAAAGCGGGGACAGAAAUAGGAAAGAAAGAGAAAAGAAAAAGGGAGGCUUACCACUACCCUUCAAAAGCACAUACCCAGGAGUUGCAUGAAUUCCUUCUGCUUACAUAAUCAUGGGUGAGAACUUAGGAACUUUGCUGCAUCAUACACAUGGAAGGAAAUCAGAAUGUACUGUUUGGUCAGAUGCAACUGCCCCAGCUAAAAAAAUGCACUGCUGUGUAGGAAGACUAAAACUCCCCGAGGGACAGACUCAGCCUCUUCCAUAUGAUUUUAGAAUUUAACUACUAUACUUCAUUGACUCUAAGAUAUAUCAAAAUUAUAUAUGCCAUGAAGAUAAAAUAUAAUAAACUAAUAUGCCAUCAAUUAUAAAAUGUGUUCCCAUUUCAGAAACCUGGAAAAUAGGCAUCUUAUAUAUUAUUUGAGUAUCUUCGAUUUUGUUUAAACUAGAAAGUUGUCAUUAAUCUGUAAUGUAUAUUUGUAUUCAAUGUUAAGGCUAUUGAGGUAGGGAAAUUCAGUAGACACCUCAACCCAACCUGCUGGAUCAAAGAUUUGGUAUCAUUGUUACU